Molecule: messenger RNA, 632 nt
Organism: Salmo salar (Atlantic salmon)
Lineage: Eukaryota; Metazoa; Chordata; Actinopteri; Salmoniformes; Salmonidae
Gene: aaad
Product: Arylacetamide deacetylase
Source: RefSeq, marked provisional
CGGACUCCUCGUAAAAUGCAGUUGAAAGGCAUAUUUUUACUCCUUUCUUUAGGAGCGUUCACCUCUUAUUAUGUUUAUCAGCCCAUUCCAGACAAGAUAGAGGAGAGAUGGAAACUCAUGUUGACCGACUGUUUCUUCAGAAGUCUCAGCCACCUGGCAGACUUCAGUGAGCUGGUGGGGUUGAAGGACUACAGUAUGUCAGGUUUGGAGUGUUUCUAGUCUGAGUGUGUAGCUGUUAUUUUCAGGCUUUGAGGUUUAACAGAGCUGCAGUCAAUUGAAUGCAGUUUAAAGUAGUAGCUUUGAUCUUACUGUCGAGCUAAUGGUCUCCCUACCGGUCUCCCUAUGUUUCCUUAGAAAGCCUCCUCAGCUCAACUGACACUCCUCCCCACCAAUGGCAGAUUUGUCACAGAAUAAUGUUGUUGGGGAAAUAUAGCUCAGUGUUCAUUAUCAUGGGAUUAGCCUUUUUCAGAAAAAGUGUUUUGAUGACUGAUAAUCUAAUCUCAUUUUGUUUCAGUAUUCUCCUUACAAAUUCUUGUAAAUAUCAUGACUUGUUGUUUUUCAUGUGAAAUACUGAGAAUUAAAGACAUGCGUAAUUUUGUUAUGUUUUCUCACAAUAAAAUGAACCCACCUUU